CUGCCUUGAGUGAAGUUUAAAACAUGUUGUAAUCAGCGGCAAAAAUGAUUAAAAAUCAUCACUGAAUACCAUCACUAAAUAUUGCUAACUAGUACAGUACUGAGAACAGUACUGAGAACAUGAUAGUGGGGUGGUUUUCAGCUCAUGGAUGGAAGAUUCAACAUGCCCUUGCCGAUUUGCACCAAUGUCAGCUUGUCUCCUGUGUGGUGCAUCAAAAGAUUCCACAGCAGAGACUCUUUUUCUUAGCAGUGCUGGGAUCCUUAAUGUCCUGUGGUCAUACAGCAGAUAUUCCCACAGCCGUACUGAUUGUGCAGCCACAAAAUCUUGUGUCCACAGGACAGAAUGUCACUCUGAUAUGUGUGAUUGAGCCUGGCGGUGACUGGAGAUAUAAAUGGUACAAAGACAUCUCAAAUCUAUUCUCUAAGACUAUGCAUAACAACAUCACAAUCAGCAUGUCUGCAGCUAAUGAAGCCUUGUACUGGUGCCAGGGAGAUGGUUCACCCAACUUCACUUCAUCUCCUAGCAACUCAGUUUACCUUAUUGAAAGGGCUGCUGAAGGCAUACACCGGUGCCAGGGAGAGGGUUCGUCCAACUUGACAUCUUCCAGUAACUCAGUUUGCAUUACUGGAAGGGGUCAACAAUCCAAUCAGUGCGCAGUGGGUGUGGUCACAGGGGUAGUGCUGGGAUCACUCUUCACAGCCUUCCUUUUUAAAAUUUGUCCAUAUUGCUUUCUAAAACUGAGAGCUCUGGGUGUUGCACCAAGGGCCCAAUCUACGGCUCCCUCUAGUGGGCAGGCUGAGAGAAGCACUCAUCGAGACCAGAAUUUGGCUGGAGUGAACCAUCAUGUCUAUGAAACCAUUGUAGAUGAUUGCACAGAAGGUGUAAGCAACAGCAACAAGUCAUUAAAUUAUGAGGCAAGAGGGCCAAAAACAGUGUAUGUCAAGUUGGAAAAGCCCAAAUCUACAACUUCAUAUGAAGCCAGAGGCCCACAAACAGUGUAUGUGAAGCUGGCACCACCCAGGACCGCAGCUCAAUGUAGAGCCGCCUCCCUUCUGCCCACCCACUUUCAAGUUGACUGAAGUACUCAAUACUGAGGAGCAAUACUUCUGCAGAAGCCAAUUAUGGAGGGGCACAACUUUUAAUAUUUUCUUUAAAUAUGAAUAUGACCCAUUUUAUUGUGAAAUUAGCUUGUUUAUCUGUGUUCAUUACUUUUUUACUUUGUCUUUGUCACCUGGUGUACAUGGUCUGUCUUUUUCUUUCUUCCACAUUCUCCAAUGACCCAUGGCCUGCAGUGUUUGUGUAGGCUCAUAUAAUAAGAGGUUUUAGUACAUAAUUUAGUACACUGACGAUGGCUUAGGCUAAAAUGUGUCUGUGGACAUGGCAUUAAUCCAUAAAUAAGUAAUGAGAAAAAAACUGAGUCUGGUUUUUCUACUCUAAUUUAAAAGUCACUUUAUAACUCGCACCCGAAAUUGCUCUCAGAUUGGAAGUUGAGCGCGCCUGUUCUCACUAGUACAUAAUUAGAGACACUCAUCUCAAUUUAUAAUCAAUAUUCACUCAUUUGUAUACAUAAAAUUAGUACAUUAGAAGAUUGACACCUUCUUUGUUAAAGAUAAAUGCACAUAAGAUUGAUUUCUAUAUUUCAUACAGCAAGAGACGCUGAAUGCUUAAAGGAGGUUUUGGUCUAUUUGUCAAGAAAACCUUUCUUUAAAAUUGUCCUCUGUUAUAUGAAGGAGAGUGCUCAAAAGAGGAUUGUUCUAUAGCUCGUCUCAAAGCGAGCAAAAACUAAAGCUAUAGUCUAAAUUCUGAGGUCUGCGGAGCCGCCAACAAAGGGUUCUAUCUUUUUAUUUAUACUCCCUUUGACCGGAUGCAUUUCCUUUUUGAGAGCUGCCUGCAUCUGGGGCGCCUGUCACCGUGAGGUGAAGGUAAAACGGUUGAAACUUUGGCCUGAACUUGUGGUUAGUUUCAAACUACAGUUUUUACUUCCUCUUUUUGUGUCAGGCAAAGUUCUUACAGUACAUCUAGUCUAUCAAACUAGUCUGUCAGCACACAACUUCAAACCUAUC
Messenger RNA from Alosa sapidissima (American shad), 2063 nucleotides. RefSeq lists its product as uncharacterized. The record is from RefSeq and is a predicted model, not a curated record. The coding region runs from base 120 to 1079 and encodes 319 amino acids. Gene Ontology annotation, molecular function: transmembrane signaling receptor activity. Lineage: Eukaryota; Metazoa; Chordata; Actinopteri; Clupeiformes; Clupeidae. Gene Ontology annotation, biological process: cell surface receptor signaling pathway. The transcript has 11 exons.